AAAACAAAAAACAAUUCGUAAAUGAGAAUCUAGUACACCCACAUGAACUUUUCAUUAUCUGCCUUAAGGAAAACAAAAUCUCUCAUAAAUAUACUUGUACUUUGAAUUCGUUUGUUCUCCCAAAUUGACCAUGGCUGAUGACGAUGAUAAACCCAAGAAGCAUACCCUGGACACGCUAUUUAUAGUGUACUGCAACUACAAGGUUAUUCCAACGGAGCUGGAGAACGAGGAGUUUGAUUGCAUUCUCCUCUCGCAAAUCGAUGCCUGGCUGGAGCAGGCCAAGCUAAUGCCUAACCCCAUAACACGAACCCAAACUGGUCUCAUCUACAUGCGCUACAAGAAGUGGCGCUUGGAAUACGAGGACUUUCUUGAGCUGCUCACGCACUUGGCGACCGAUAACAGUCUGGUCUUUGACGAAUUUAAGCAGAUCCUAAUCGACGCUGGUCCACCGAGCGGUGCCACCGAUAUCGUCAUGGUCAAGUAGUUGUACUCGCAAAUCUGCAGUUUAUUUUAUAUAAAAAAAACAUCAGCAUACAACAAUAUCAUUUACAGACAAUAACAAUUCGAUUAUAAACAAUAUUUUUGGGAAUUAUAUUCGUUAGUUUGUUUGCAAGUUACGCAAAGAGCAUAGACAGCCUCUUUCCAAAUUACGAGUAGUUUAGAAAUAUUACACAUAGAAACAAAAGUAUAUAUAUAAAUUUUUUUAAUAGUUUUUUUGACAUAUUUAAAUGUUUUUAAAUUUUAAAUUUCGAUACUGGGGAGGGGGUUAGCUUACUCUCUUAAAGAUUACAUUGAUUCGAUGAGUGAUUCAGUUGCUUCGCUCCAUUCCUAACUGCCAGUAACAGUUCCAGCAGUAACAAAAAGGUAGCUCUGUUCGUUUCAGUUUAUCACCUGAACAAAUACAGCGGCUGUCGGUGCAGAGAUUACGAUGAUAUUCAAAAAAUAUAUGCAUAUGGAUUCUACAUAUAUGUACAGUAUAUAUAUAUGCAGUAAAAAUUGACUUAAUUUUAGUUUAUAUGUGAUGACUGUACGAGUAUCUCGUAGCAUAUGUAAUGGUUUAGUAAUGCACAUUUCAGUUUCAGUUUGUACUGGCUAAUUUCCGGCUCUUAAUGAGGUGCAUGAAAUGCUUAGAAGAACUUUUGAUUUUUGCUCUCUUAGUCAUCCCUCCAGCAGCGGCCAUAAAAAUGCUCUAUAAAGCAUCUAGUAUAUAUAGCUUUUAGUAUAUGAACGACUGACUGUCUGUGGCGUAUACAAAGCACCAUUUGGGUUUUUGUGGCGUUUAUCGUGUAUCGCCACCUCGAGCUGUGUUCCAAGGUCACUUCAAUUACCGCACAUUAUUUCCGGUUUUGGUCGUUUGAUAAGAUUCAUUUGUUAGCAUAGCGGAUGACUGUAUCUCAAUCUGCAGGCUGUACAAGUAGCGCGUCAUGGUUCUGUAUGUUCUCCAGAUCAUGUGUAGAAUGUGGAUUAAGUAAAUGUGGCACUUAGGAUUAGAUUAGUAUCAAUUGAAAGCGAUUGUAAAUUGCAACGAUUGUGGCCCUGCCUGCCACCUUCCGUCUAUGAGUAUAUGGUGCGCUCCAGCCAAUCGUCCAGGUUGAAGAAGGCCGUAUCCGAGUUGUCUGUGUCCCGUUCGCGGAACAUCUCGAUGAAGGUCCUCACUUUGAUGGCACACAUCAGGAAGUCAUCGAACGGUAUCUGUCCCUCGCGGCUGCCGUAUCGAUGCGCCAAGGCAUUGAGUAGCCGAUUAUUCAGAUGAUAGCCAGCCGAAUUGAGAGCUCCGCGCAAAUGGAAGCCAUCGAUGCUGCCAGUGCGCCGGGUGUCGUACAGCUUGAAGACGGCCCGCCACUUGGCAAUGUCCGUCAGCAGAGCCUCGAACUCAUCGAAGCCCAGGCGGCCAGAGCGAUCCUUGUCCAGCAUGGCCACCAUUGAACGCACGGCAUCCUUGGAGAAGCCAUCGGUGCCCACCAUAACGUCGCGCAUCGAGUGGUCCAGAAUGCGCUUCAGCUCCUGCCAGUCCACCUCCUCGUCGCUGCCGGCCACGCUGUCGAAGAGGCGUCGCAGGGCGAUGCGCUGUGGAUCAUCCUCUUCCUUGGGCGUGGGCGGCGGCAAGGCGGGAGCAAUGCGAUCGUCAGUCUCUCCAAAGCCAACCUCAUCGUCGUUCUCCUCCAUGUUGUUCAAUGUCUCCGAGAAGACGCGAAUGAUAAACUCUCCCUCCUCGUUGGGGUCAAAGGUCGAGGGCACGAUCAGAUAGUGUCCAGGCGGCAGCUUAAAGCGGGCGCACACCUCUCGCGUGUUGAUGAAAUGCGGCGAACGGGCCACCGAGGCGCGAUACUUGAAGAAGUUGAGGCCCUGCGGCUUCACCUGUAGGUCGCGGUCCGUGAGAUGGUAGAUGGCAAAGCCAAUAGUGAGGCAGUCGAUGCCCACGUUGCGCUUGCUGCGACGAUUCUUCUGCAUUAGGGCCACAAUGACGGUGCACUUGCCGUCGUCAUCCUCGUCGUCGGGAUCCUCCAGCGAAAUGACGUACUGCGGAUUGUGCCAGAAGGUCUCCAAGAAGUUACGGCAUCCACCCGCUGUCACUCCCGAGGUCCAUUCGCCCUCGAACAUCGACAUCUCCCACUUGCGGCGCGAGCUGUUCUGCUGAUCCUCCGUCAGUGAGUCCGGGUUCAAGUUGCAGAUCUCCACGCGAUCAAAGUGAUUCAGGAAGUCCUGGAAGGACAUCCAGAACUCACCGUCGCGAUCGAAGUUCAGGCCAAUCUCCUCCUUUGCAUGCUCGGGAAUGAAACGCCACUCGGCAGAACUGUCACUCCACGGGCCGCUCCACUCAGCGUCGUUGCCCCAGGGAUUCCUCAUGCGGAUCAUUGGCAUCUUGCCCUGGCGAUUCGGCGUCGAUAUAUCCAUGAGGCACACCUUGGUGAUGGAGUACGCGUGUCCACGAAUCAGGCCCUCGCGUGUCUCGGCCUCCAGCACAUGCGGAUCCGGCUCCAGAGAGCAGCCCAUCAUCGAGCCACGUUCGGCAGCCUUCAUCAUGAUGCUGAAUAGAUUUGGUGGAGCCUCCUUGAUGUCAUACCACUCGGUUACACCGCCGGUGAAGUCCUCCAUUGCCUCGCAGGUGGUGCCGCCUAUAAACAGAUAGAUUGGAUAGAAAUAAAUCCUUACAGCAGGGAGUGCUA
Drosophila obscura is the source of this 3167-nucleotide messenger RNA. RefSeq lists its product as uncharacterized. Lineage: Eukaryota; Metazoa; Arthropoda; Insecta; Diptera; Drosophilidae. The record is from RefSeq and is a predicted model, not a curated record. Bases 131 to 484 code for a protein of 117 amino acids. The transcript is spliced from 3 exons.